AUGACCAAGUUCAAGGACGUCCACCUCGUACUCCUCAUCCACGGGCUAUGGGGCAAGCCAGAGCACCUCGCCGCCGCCGUCGACGAGCUGCACGCCGCGUGGACAGACAUGACCACUGUCGACAUCGCCAGCGGCGGCGGCAGCUCGGUCCACUCGUCCCCCGACGCCACGCCCCGCCGCCAGCGCGACGACCUCGUCGUGCUCGUCGCCGAGGGCAUGACGUCAAAGCUCACCUACGACGGUGUCGACGUGUGCGCCAGCCGCUGUGCAUACGAGCUCGACCGCGAGAUCGCCCGCCUCGAGGCCGACGGGCGCCAUGUCGCGCGCUUCAGUGUUAUGGGAUACUCCCUCGGAGGGCUCGUGGCGCGGUACCUCGUCGGCCUGCUCAACGCGCGCACGCCUUCCUUCUUUGACGCCCACGAGCCGGUCACCUUUUCGGCGCUGGCGUCUCCGCAUCUCGGCAUUCCGCGCUACAAUACCUUCAUCUCCCAGGCGCUCUCGUGGCUCGGUGGCCGCCUGCUCUCACGCACCGGCGAGCAGAUCUACGUCGUGGACAGCUAUUCAGAGCUCGACGAGCGCCCGCUUCUCGAAAUCAUGGCCGAUCCCAAGCAAGUUUUCCACAAGGCCCUCGCUCGCUUCCGCGACAUUCACAUCUACGCUAACCUCGUCAACGACAACACGGUGCCGUUUCCCUCGGCUGCUAUCCAGAUGAGCGACCCUUUCGUCAAGUGGAAGGAGCGUGGUCUCCAGGUCAAGUACGACCACCAAGACAUUGCCCACCAGUGGUCGUUCCCACAGCCGGACCCGCUCACCGUGGCCAAACCAAAGGCAAAGCAGUGGUUCAACUGGAACAUUGGUACCCUUCCGCCGACCUUGAGGUUUCGCGAGCCGUAUAGCACUAUCAUUCUCGUCCUCGCCCCGAUCCUUAUCCCGGUGCUUUUCCUUCUGGUCAUUAUCCGCUUCUCACUUGACACCAGCCGCUCGCGCCUUCGUCUCCAGAAGCUCACCCGCGCACAAAUGGAGGCCAACCGGACUGCGGCCGGCACCAGCAGCCCCGUGUCUCCGAUGUCGCCCAUUCCCUCGGUUCACGGCCUCUCGAUUGACGGCCUGCGCGCCGCCAUUCGCAAGGUCGAGCGUAACAUUGAGCAAGACUUCAUGGAUGCCGUCGAGACGCCGCUCCCUCUCGACCACGACGAGUUCGACGACGACUUUGAGCACUUUGAGCCCGACGUCCACCCCCUCAUGACCGACCGCCAGGCGCGCAUGGUCCACUGGCUAAACGCCCUCGACCCCAACAAGCACAUGGUCUGGUUCCCCGACUGCCCCAACUCGCACGCGGUUAUCGUCGUCCGCGACCCCGAGCGCAUGCCGAUCCAUGAGCGCGGCCGCGGCGUCCUCCGCCACUGGGCCGGUGAGGUUGCUCUUGCAGCCGAGACCGCCGCGACGCCAUUCUGA
Vanrija pseudolonga is the source of this 1455-nucleotide messenger RNA. RefSeq names its product Putative lipase. Bases 1 to 1455 code for a protein of 484 amino acids. The record is from RefSeq and is a predicted model, not a curated record. The transcript has 10 exons. Lineage: Eukaryota; Fungi; Basidiomycota; Tremellomycetes; Trichosporonales; Trichosporonaceae.